Closterium sp. NIES-65 is the source of this 798-nucleotide messenger RNA. The record is from the annotation of a GenBank genome assembly. Lineage: Eukaryota; Viridiplantae; Streptophyta; Zygnematophyceae; Desmidiales; Closteriaceae.
AUGCAGGUCCUGCGCAACGCGUUGUUCAUCGCAUACGGCAACGCCAACUUCACUCGAAGCGCCUUUCUGAAACACGCCAAGUCGUUUGAAGACGCUGACGAUCAGACGGCCACAGCAGGUGUUAGCACGGACGCUCGGCGGCUCGAUGAGGUUCGGAAUGCCGAAGCUGAGGUUCGGCAUGACGGUGCUACGGGCGCCGAGCCUGCAGCAGCGGACGCGCGGGGGCGGCGGGACAUGCAGGGUCGCGUGUGCGUGGUGACGGGGGGCAAUCAGGGCAUUGGUCGCGCCGCUGCUACCGCCAUGGCGCAGAGGGGAGCGACGGUGCACAUAGUGUGCCGUAACGAGGCCAGAGGGGCGGCAGCAGCCUCUGAGAUCGCCGCCCAGACAGGGAACGACCAGGUGUUUCUUCAGCUCUGCGACCUCUCCUCGCUCUCUCAAGUGCGCUCCUUGGCUGAUCGGCUAGCUGAGCUAAACACGCCCAUUCACGUGCUGGUGAACAACGCUGGGGUGAUGGAGCAUGAGAAGAAGACGUCGCCUGAUGGGUUUGAGCUCAACUUUGCAGUGAACGUGCUCGGAACUUUUGUUCUGACCGAAGCACUCCUGCCGUUGCUGCAGCGGGCAGCCUCAGAAUCAAAAGUCAUCACUGUGGCCACUGGGGGCAUUCUCACUCAACCGCUCAGCACCGAUCUGCAAAUGGAAGACACCAAGUUUGAUGGGACUGAUGCAUAUGCUCGCAACAAGAGAGUGCAGAUCCAAGGCCUCGCUGAGAAGGCCAGACGAGUGCGGCAGAUACCAUAG